UAGCUAAAACGCAAAAGCCACCCCGAAAUAGUAUCUGGGCAUUUCUUCAGACCCGUUUUCAUCCACCACUGAUGCAUGAAACGAGUUUCUUGCCAUGGAUUCCUUCAGAAAAUCCUUGAAAUCAAACAGUUCUUAUAAUCAAAUUGGUCAAAAACCAGCCCAGGGCAAUAAAGAGCGACCCAUUCCCAUCGACGAGGAAGAGGAUUUGACGAAAUCUAUUGAUCCAUGGAGUGAGCGGAAAGAGGUUGUGGUGAAGAUCGACGGCAGCAGAGAUGUCGAACUUGGUGGAGAAACGAAUGAGAAUAUGUGGAGAGAAUCAAGCUACAAAUUCUGGAAAGAUGAAACUGAUGGCCUUGUAAAGCAGCAGGAGAAUGUGGAUGAUCCCCCAUCUAAGCUCAUAUCAGAGUUCUUGAAUAAACAGAAGGAGAUGGGUGAGACAUCCAUCGACAUGGAUUUGGAGAUGGAUUUAGGGAUGGACGAGCUCCUCCCCCCACAGGAUCAGCAUCUCCUGCAUGCACAGGAUGGUUCCAAAGAGCAGAGACACCCCAACACAUCAAAGGAGCUCAAGGUCUCAUUCCAAUCACCUCAAACGCACCACAUUGAGAUCUCAUCAGACAGCAUGAGGCGUCGCUACAAGGGCUCCUCAGAUGAAGAUGACGAUGACAGCCACAAGAAGGGAAGUGGACGUUCAGGAGAAGUCAUGAAAUGCACGUCUAAUGCUUCAUUCAAACCAAGCUCUAGCAUGUUGCGGAGUAAGACGAAGUCGAGGCUGCUGGAUCCUCCUGUUGAAGAGACAAAGAAGUCAGGAAUGAUGAAAUCAGGAAUAAUGAAACCAGGAAUGAUGAAAUCAGGACAAAUGAAAUCGGGGCUUUUGGGAGGGAAUGAGGACGAAGAUGACCCGUUCUUUGAUGAAGACAUACCCUAUGAAUUCAAGAAAUCUAAUCUCAGUGUGGUAUUCAUCCUUGAAUGGGUCAGCCUCAUCAUUAUCUUGGUCAUCUUCAUAUUCAGCCUCUCAAUCCCCUACUUACGGCAGAAGAAAGUCUGGAAUCUGCCUCUUUGGAAAUGGGAGGUCUUGAUUUUGGUUCUGAUAUGUGGACGUUUGGUCUCUAGUUGGGUAAUUAAGAUCGCCGUCUUCUUCAUCGAGUGGAAUUUCCUGUUGCGCAAACGGGUCUUGUAUUUCGUUUAUGGCCUGAGGAAGGCCGUCCAAAACUCCCUUUGGUUGGGCAUGGUUUUGCUUGCUUGGGAAUGCAUUUUCGACAAGAAGGUCAAAACAGAAAUGGACAGCAAGCCACUUGCUUAUGUAACCAAGAUUCUGUUAUGUUUCUUGGUGGCGACGUUGCUGUGGCUUCUUAAGACUCUUCUGGUGAAGGUCUUGGCAUCCUCUUUUCAUGUCAGUACUUACUUUGAUAGGAUUCAAGAUGCGUUGUUCAACCAGUACUUGAUCGAGACGCUUUCUGGCCCACCGCUGAUUGAAAUCCAACAGAUUAGGGAAGAAGAAGAGAAGGUGAUGGCAGAGAUGCAAAGGCUUCAGAAUGCCGGCGCGAAGAUCCCUGCUGAUCUCAGGGCUACACUACUUUCAGGCAAAAGCGGGAUGCUGAAUAGGGGCAGCAUAAUCCAGAGGAGCUCCGUUGUAGGGAAGAGUUCCAGGCUCUCCAUAACAGAUGCUAAAGGGUAUGAUGGAAUAACGUUAGAGCAUCUUCAUAUGCUCAAUCAGAAGAAUGUAUCUGCUUGGAACAUGAAGCGGCUGAUGAAUAUCGUUCGACGCGGGGUUCUUUCUACUACGUUGGAUGAACGGAUAUCUGAAUUAACUAAUGAAGAUGAGUCGACAAUGCUGAUUCGGAGUGAGUUUGAAGCGAAAGCAGCUGCAAGGAAGAUCUACAAAAAUGUAGCUAAACCUGGUUCAAAGUACAUCUACAUGGUUGAUCUGAUGCGGUUCAUGUUGGAAGAAGAAGCCCUGAAGGCUAUGUAUCUCUUCGAAGGAGCAAAAGAGAACCAUAGAGUCAACAAAACUGCUCUCAAGAACUGGGUGGUUGAGGCAUUCAAAGAAAGGAGAGCCCUAUCGUUGACACUGAACGAUACGAAAACAGCGGUAAACAAGCUCCACCAGAUGGUCAAUUGUAUGGUUGGGAUCAUUGUAGUGAUCCUCAGCCUACUUAUUCUUGGCAUCGCCACAACAAAUUUUCUGGUCUUCGUUAGCUCUCAGUUAGUGAUGGUGGUUUUUAUCUUUGGAAACACCUGCAAGAUGAUCUUUGAAGCAAUCAUCUUCUUAUUUGUGAUGCACCCAUUUGAUGUGGGUGAUCGCUGCGAAGUUGAAGGAAAUCAGAUGAUAGUAGAGGAGAUGAACAUCUUAACAACUGUAUUUCUGAGGCACGACAAUCUGAAGAUAACAUAUCCAAACAGUGUGCUCUCUACCUACCCAAUCAGUAAUUUCUACCGAAGCCCAAAUAUGGGAGAUGCAAUUGAUUUCUGUGUUCAUGUUUCGACUCCAGUCGAAAAGGUUGUCUUGAUCAAAGAAAAACUCAAGGAGUAAGCAACAAAACCCGCACUAUUUCCUUAUCUUUUGACCAUGCAAAG
This is a messenger RNA of Magnolia sinica, 2574 nucleotides long. RefSeq names its product mechanosensitive ion channel protein 6-like. The transcript has 4 exons. Gene Ontology annotation, cellular component: plasma membrane. NCBI's taxonomy places the organism in Eukaryota, Viridiplantae, Streptophyta, Magnoliopsida, Magnoliales, Magnoliaceae. The coding region runs from base 95 to 2530 and encodes 811 amino acids. Gene Ontology annotation, molecular function: mechanosensitive monoatomic ion channel activity. The record is from RefSeq and is a predicted model, not a curated record. Gene Ontology annotation, biological process: monoatomic anion transport; transmembrane transport.